This is a messenger RNA of Aspergillus oryzae RIB40, 828 nucleotides long. RefSeq lists its product as uncharacterized. Bases 1 to 828 code for a protein of 275 amino acids. The record is from RefSeq and is a predicted model, not a curated record. The transcript is spliced from 2 exons. Gene Ontology annotation, cellular component: striated muscle dense body; catalytic step 2 spliceosome; nucleolus. Gene Ontology annotation, molecular function: actin filament binding. NCBI's taxonomy places the organism in Eukaryota, Fungi, Ascomycota, Eurotiomycetes, Eurotiales, Aspergillaceae.
AUGGUAAAACCACUAACCUUCAAAGGCGACAAGCCCAAAAAGACCAAAAAGCGCAGCGCGCCCUACCCACCCAGCAAACCAACCACAACGAAACUCACACAAGAAGAAACCGCCGAGCAAGAAAACACAGCCGAAGAUCAGAGCUGGGUGUCAGCGGACGCGCCCUCGGACAUCGCGGGCCCCGUUAUCAUCGUUCUCCCCUCCGACCCUCCGACCUGCAUAGCUAGCGACGCCAAUGGGAAGGUCUUCGCGAGCGAGAUCGAGAAUUUGAUUGAGGGGGAUCCGGGCACGGCGGAGCCGCAUGAUGUUCGGCAGGUUUGGGUUGCGACGAGGGUUGCGGGUACGGAGGGGAUUAGUUUUAAGGGGCAGCAUGGGAAGUAUUUGGGCUGCGACAAUUAUGGAAUUCUGAGUGCCGCGUCAUCGGCUAUUUCGCAUCAGGAGUCGUUUGUUGUUAUUCCGUCCGAGAUGCCUGGAUCGUUCUGUUUACAGACUGGUGGUGGUGAUAAGGAGACGUUUGUUUCUGUUACGGAGGGGAAGUCGAGUAAGGCGGCAAGCGGGAGGGUGGUUGAGGUUCGGGGCGAUGCCACGAGUCUCUCGUUUGAGACGACGAUGAGGAUUCGCAUGCAGGCGCGGUUCAAGCCGCGGAUUAAGGCGAGUAAGGAGACGAAGGCGAAGGAGAAGAUUAGUCGGAAGGAGUUGGAAGAGAUUGUCGGGCGGAGACUGGAUGAUGAUGAGGUGAGGAGGUUGAAGAGGGCGAGGAAGGAAGGGAAUUUCCAUGAGGAGGUGCUGGAUGUUAGGGUUAGGGGGAAGCAUGAUAAGUUUGCUUGA